AUGAUUCUCUCCGUGUUCCUUCUGGCACUGGCGUGCUCGGUCCUCGCUUCGACAGAUGCACAGUCGCCGACGUUCGACCGGCAGGACCGCGACUAUCGCCCCCUGCAGCCGACACCAGCAUACGAGUUGAAUGCCUGGGCUCGUAAGGCGGGCUCCACCAUUCUGUCAGCAUUAUAUCCUUCGCAGGAUAAAUACGACAAUUUUAAAAGAUUACGAAAGGAAGUCCAGUGGCUUUACAUAGUUCCUGAUUUCUCCUCCUGGCAUCCACCCUCAACGGGAAGUACGUUCGGCAAGAGAGAUAUGUACCGACCUCUACAGUUUGGAAAACGGGAGUACCGACCACUGCAGUUCGGCAAACGAACGUCGUUGGGCAGCACCUCGUAUCUCGUGCCGCCGCUGUGA
Angiostrongylus costaricensis is the source of this 402-nucleotide messenger RNA. The record is from the annotation of a GenBank genome assembly. NCBI's taxonomy places the organism in Eukaryota, Metazoa, Nematoda, Chromadorea, Rhabditida, Metastrongylidae.